CAUUGUCACUCAUCAGACACCAGGGAAGAGCAAAAAGAGGAGAAGUGGCAGGGAAUUUGAGAAAAAGCACCUAAAGAUGUCUCGGUACCACAAAGCGGCGGUUGAUGGCAACCUUGACCUGCUGAAAGAGGCCACAAGAAAGCAUCUAAACACUCCUGAUGACGAUGGCAUGACUCCCACCCUGCUGGCUGCUUUUCACGGACACGUCGAUGCUCUUCAGCUUAUAUGCAGCAGAGAAGGCGAUCCCAACAAAAGUGACAUCUGGGGGAACACGCCGCUACACCUCGCAGCCGCUAAUGGCCACAUGCACAUCAUCAGCUUUCUGGUUAACUUUGGAGCAAACGUUUUCAGUCUGGACAAUGAUUUCCACACAGCUAUGGACGUUGCUGCUUCUCGUGGCCGCAUGGACUGUGUGCGCUUCCUGGAUGAUGCCGCCUCACAGCAAACCAACCAAAAUCCAAAAAAGGUAGCAAACAUGAAGAGAGAGGCCGAGAAAGAGGCAGAGAGACGCGUGAAACUCUGCGAGAAGGUGAAGAAGAGGCACCAGAGCAAGAUGGAUAGAAUGCACAGAGGUGGCAGCAUGAAUGGGUCCGUUUCUGAGGCGAGCAUGGGAUCAGCCUUCUCAGAUGGCAGCACCACAGGUGGCGUCAAUGAACAAUAUUCCAAGCUUAUUUCAGCAAACAAAUCUGGCUCUCUUACAGCUAGGGUUAAAGGCACUCUCCAGAAGAUAGGGAAGAAAGAAAAAGGUACGCUGCAGGGAUCAGGAAGAGGUGGGGAUGUCAUCUUCCGUAGACAGGAGAAUGAAUCAUCCGGUAAACCAGAGUUUUUGGAUGUCUUUGAUGAGCAAGAUGAGAAUGAGAUGCUUAGAGGAGAGAUGGGGGGUUAUGAAGAUGACGACACCGGAGACGACUCAAGCCAUGCCAAACAGUCCAUCUUUAACCGACCUGGGUUUGGAGGCCUGAUUUUCAUGAAGAAGAUGAACAUGGAGGCGGAGGAUGUUGUUCCCUCUGUGAAUAACGAAAGUCUUGGUUACCUUGUUGAGAACCAUUUGCUUGAGGCAGAGGAUGAUGCUGGAGGCUUUGGGGAGAUAGAAGAUGGUGACCUUCCUUGGGAUCAAGAGGAUCUGGGACUGGAUGAUGACGAGGAUGAGGAAACAUCUCCUUUGGAGGUUUUCUUGUCCGCCAUCUCCUUGCCAGAAUUUGCCCCCUCUUUCAAAAGAGAGCAUUUGGACUUGGAAGCCCUCCUUCUUUGCUCUGAUGAUGACCUAAAAGGCAUUCGCAUCCAGCUGGGACCCAGGAAGAAGAUCUUAGAGGCUGUCGCUCGCAGAGCAAAGGCAAUGGAUAAACCCGGCACCAUAAAGGACAGCAGCUUGUGAUCUACAUACCCCUCACUUUCAAAUCCUGUGGCUUUAUAAUAAAACUAAGUCUGCAACUUUUAUAGAUCUUGAUUUUUUUGUACAAUAAUGAUUUUACAAACUCUUCCAAUAAAUAUUUUUUAAAUUUUAAAUGCAAGGUGUAACAUUUAUAGAUAAUUAUCAGCGUGUAAUCUAUUUAAGUUCUCAUUAGAUAAAAAAUUGGAUCAGUAAUAACUUGAACAAGCCUUGAAAGUUGAGAAGGAAAUGCAUUAUGCCUUUUCUAACAGGGCCUUACAAAUACAUAGACAAGAUGUAAUCAAUCCUAAUUUCUAGACAUUGACUUUAAAUGUUCCAGUUGCAUUAAAUCGCAUUUCCUUUUUUCAUUUUAGAUAAUCUUAUCAAUAAUCAGCAUUUGUGUGUGUCUAUGUCUACCAUGGAUUUAAACCACUAUGAAUAUAGCAUGUUAGGAUGUUAGUAAUAAAGCUGUUCUUCUGUGAAUAGUGUGAAAUCUGUAUGGAUUAUGCGUGUUAUUAUAUUUCUGUUUCUU
Cyprinodon variegatus (sheepshead minnow) is the source of this 1901-nucleotide messenger RNA. RefSeq names its product ankyrin repeat and sterile alpha motif domain containing 4B (gene anks4b). Lineage: Eukaryota; Metazoa; Chordata; Actinopteri; Cyprinodontiformes; Cyprinodontidae. Bases 77 to 1375 code for a protein of 432 amino acids. The transcript has 2 exons. Gene Ontology annotation, molecular function: protein binding. The record is from RefSeq and is a predicted model, not a curated record.